This is a messenger RNA of Eublepharis macularius, 1545 nucleotides long. RefSeq names its product sesquipedalian-1-like. Gene Ontology annotation, biological process: endosome organization; retrograde transport, endosome to Golgi; receptor recycling. Bases 188 to 904 code for a protein of 238 amino acids. The record is from RefSeq and is a predicted model, not a curated record. NCBI's taxonomy places the organism in Eukaryota, Metazoa, Chordata, Lepidosauria, Squamata, Eublepharidae. The transcript has 2 exons. Gene Ontology annotation, cellular component: early endosome; recycling endosome; trans-Golgi network.
UUUCUUCUUCUGAUCACUACAGUCUUCCUUAACAAGGAUCCCUUUCCGGACCAAGAAAGAAUUUUCAGCGAGUGGUUAACAUCCUCAGCACAUUUCGGCUUAGUUAGUUCCUCUUUGUAGCCGGUUGGACUCUUUGCUCUUGGAGUGAAACGUCGGUGAGAAAAGCAAGGAACUGCCAUUCUAGUGGAUGCGAGUCUCGUCUCCUGUCCCAACUUUCCCUGGAAGGUGCAAUCAAGUGAUUUUCAGACACCUGAAUGGAGAAGGCCAGGGUCUAACUACCAUGAAACUCCACAUCUCCAGCGCUUUGGUCUCUUCCCGCUUGGAACAUGCCCCAGACCGGCAGGGAUUACUGUAUAAAAAGAGCAGUCGCAGUUCCUCCUACCACCCUUGUUGGUGCCAGCUCUGGGGUAAUCUUCUCUUCUACCGGGCGCGAGGAGGAGAACGAGAUCCUCCUAAACUCAUCAUUUUAGAAGGAUGUACUGUGGAGCUGCGAGAAUCCACAUCUGAACCAUACGCCUUUGAAAUUUCUUACCCCUGUGGAUUACUUGGUAAGCAGGCAUACCAGAUGGCAGCCCAGAAUCAAGAAACCAUGGAGGGCUGGGUACGAGCACUCAGCACCGCAGGGUUUGGAUACCUCCGUGCCUUGGUUGCAGAGCUGGAAGGGCAAUUUCAAAUGCUGAAGAACCAGCAGCCCCUCAAAUUGGAGGUAGACCCAGUAGCCUCAAAAAAGAUCUUUAAGGCACCCCUUCCUAAAAUGGGGGCUGAAAAGGGAUACAAUGAGAAAAAUUUCUCACUACUCCAUCAAGAAUUUGGAGAGGACAUUGUGAGAUUAAGACAUAUAUGGCAAGAAGAGAUGAAGGGCAAGAAGCCACCAGCAGAAGACAAUUUGAUAGACUUAGGAUAGAAAAAUCGGCAGCAUCAAGCACGUGACUAUAAGAGCAAAUCUCAUGGGAGAGCUGGAAUGAUACUGCUAGGAAUAACUUCCUGAGUCAACUAUUUGAUGUGCAUCUGGGAAACAGACACAUUUGAGUAUGAAUAAAUUAAAGUCAGUGAGCACUGCAUUAUUUACUUUGCUGGGAAUGAGGGAGGAAGGUUAGCGAUGGAGGUCUCUUGAGUCUACCAACAAAAUGCUUCAGAGAGUGCUUAUAGGGGAAGGGAGGAGGCUUUAAGCAAUGCAGAUCCUUCAUGUGAAAGCAAACUCUGCUGUACCAAAUGUUAGAUUUGGUCCAAGUGAUCUAUCAACCGUGAUUCCUAACCCAGUAUCAACUAGGCUAGAAAGAUCUCCAAACUUUUGAACCUGUGGGCACUUUUGAUAACACUGAGUUCGCACCAUCAGACGUCUGUCACAGGAAUAGCAUGGCAAACCACAAAAUGGCUGCCAUGGUGGCACAGGUCAAUCACAAGAUAUUGGGAGGUUCCAAACCAAGUGUAUUCCUAUGAUGGAAGCAGCUAUUUCUGAAUGGGUGUUUCCUGCAGACACAAUGGACCUCCUGGGCUCUUUUGAAACACCUCCUGCUCCAAUUAACAUGGGAGUAAUCCAGGACU